GGAGGAAACAUGGGCGGAGCCUGUGGAGAACUUUGUUCUAGUUCUGAAAAACAAGCAGGGUAUAAAUAGGACGGGUUCGAGUUGUGCCUUUAUUGAUCUCAGACGUCUGGAGAGAAAAUCUGCUCUGACUGAAGACUUGGUUGGAAAAAAACAACACACGGAGUGUGUGUUGGUGAGGAGGAGCAAUGUGGAGGUCUCUAGGCCUCGCCCUGCUGGCCGGCCUGUUGGUGGUCUGCAGGGCUGAGAGUGAAACGGAUGGAACGAGGUGUAAACCUGCAUCCUUGUGGAAGGUUGGAGAUAGUGAGCCGCUGAAGGACAGCCUGGGCCAAGUGACCGUAGUGGCCUUUCUCCAAGCCAGCUGAUUGUUCUGUCUGUCGCAGGCAUCCAGACUGGUGGAGCUGCGCCAGAAGCUGGAGAAUGCUGGCUUCGUAAACAUCACAUAUAUGGUGGUGAACAGCCGGGAUGAAAACUCUCUCCGUCUUCACCACUUGCUGGAAAAGAGACUCUCAGGACACAUAAUUCUGCACAGGCAGAACUCUGAAGAUCCUGAUGUGUGGAGCAUCGCCCAGGUGGAGAAGGAUGACUUCCAGAUCUAUGACAGAUGUGGACGUCUCACACAUCACCUGUCUCUGCCGUACACUAUCCUGAGCCAGACCCAUGUGGAGGAGGCCAUCAGAAACACCUACUGCAAUGCUGUGUGUGGAGACUGUGAACUGAAGGUAAACCGUCAAUACACUCAGGGAGCUCUGAUCAGCUGGAGGCAUGUAACAGGAAUGGUGAGGACCAAACGGAGAAGGAAACACCAAGAACAGAAGGAGAAGAACACCAUCAUCACCAUGGACACCACAGAGGACUUCAUCAUGGAGAAAAUCAACAUGGUCACCCUCCCCAUGAAGUUGAAGGGAGGCAUAGUCACGAUGGUUCAAGUCACCAACAUGGCCACCAGGGCCAAGUCAUUUUAGGGCAGGAUCAAAGAGGCUCUGUAGA
This is a messenger RNA of Silurus meridionalis, 987 nucleotides long. RefSeq names its product selenoprotein P (gene selenop). Gene Ontology annotation, cellular component: extracellular region. NCBI's taxonomy places the organism in Eukaryota, Metazoa, Chordata, Actinopteri, Siluriformes, Siluridae. Gene Ontology annotation, biological process: selenium compound metabolic process. The transcript has 5 exons. Gene Ontology annotation, molecular function: selenium binding. The record is from RefSeq and is a predicted model, not a curated record.